CCUAAUAUAUAGUAUAUGAUGACCCAAGGAUACCCCUAAUAUAGGGUAUAUGUGGACCCAAGAGUACUCCCAAUAUAUAGUAUAGGAUGACCCAAGGGUACCCCUAAUAUAUACUAUAUGUGGACCCAAGGGUACUCCCAAUAUAUAGUAUAUGAUGACUCAAGGGUACUUUCAAUAUAGAGGAGAUGAUUACCUACGGAUGACUCCUUUUACAGUGCAUGAAGAUUUGCGAGUGUUUUCAUAAGCGUUUAUGCAUUUUUAUGAAUUUUUAAGAAAAAUUUUGUUUUUUAUAGGAAAAUGUUUACUUUAACUUAAAAUUUUGUAAAGUUAAAGUUUAAAGUAUGAUCACUUUAACUUUAAAAGUUAAAUUUAAAGUAGUGCAGUUUAAACUUUAAGCUUUAACUUUAAAAUAAAGUUAAAGUGCUACCCCUAAUCCCUAUAACAAUACAAGCGUUUAGUUUUUGGAAGUAAUUCCCCAAAACAGAACAUUUCUGUUCUGUUACGGGAAUUAUUUCCCAAAAACAGAACAAAAAUGUUCUCUUUUUGGAAAAUAAUUCCAAGAGAGAGACUGCUGACUCCAGUCUGGUGGAGUCAAUUGGAGUCAAGUGGAGUCAAGUGGAGUCAAGUGGAGUCAAGUGGAGUCAAGUGGAGUCAGGUGGAGUCAAGUGGAGUCAUGGAGUCAGCUGUUUCCCCCUUGAGGCGACUACAUCAUUCAUUUAGAAAAUACCAUUAAAAUAUAGUAGCUAACGUGUAAGGACUCUUAUAACACAUGAUAUUUACUAUUUUAUUAUUUUAUUAGUAUUUAAAUAUAUUGAUAAAUUAAUUUUAGUUUAUGCAUAUACAGAUGAAUUUCAUCCAUCAAAUAAAUAUCUUAUUUCAGAUAUAUCGUAUUACUUUGAUGAUGAUUUCAUUGAUGAAUCAGAAUAUUUAUAUUUUUCUAGAAUUGAAUCUCGAAUUAAACAAUCUACUCAACGUUUUCGUGAUGAUUAUAUUGUUAAAGAAUUUUUUAAUUGUUGGAAAGAUUAUACUGUUGAACAAACUCGUAUAGCUGAAUUAAGACGAAAACGUAUUACAAUUGAUUUUCGUGAAUUUUGGUUUCAAGAUGCUAUUUUUGAUUCAUUCUAUUCUUAUUUUGAACAACCAUUAGAUUAUAUUAAAAAACAAGAUAAUCAUCAUCAAAUGGCAUAUCGUUUACAUAAACGUCUUGUACGUACAGAUCGUGAACAAUCAAAAGAAACAAUGAAUAAUAUAAAUCGUUCAUCAUUUUUAUCUAUACUAUUUAAUUUACCAAAAAAUAAUCUUGAUCGACAAAUAUCUCUUAGCUGA
Molecule: messenger RNA, 1326 nt
Organism: Rotaria sp. Silwood1
Lineage: Eukaryota; Metazoa; Rotifera; Eurotatoria; Philodinida; Philodinidae
Source: the annotation of a GenBank genome assembly